CCCGAACGGCAACCGGGAAUAAAGCGACGAUCACGGACAUAGCGACUUAGCAGCUCCACCUACUCCGAGCUCGGUUGAACUUCACUUUGUACAUAACUGCAACCGUCCCUUCAACCAAGAUGGACAACAAUUGCACCUCUCAAUCUCCUCAUAACCACUCAUCAUGGCCUCCAUAACCUGCACCCGCAGCCUCCGCGCUGUCCGCUGCCUCCCCCACCCCCGCCUCACCCGCUCCCAAUCCACCACCCCUUUCGCCUCCCUCCAAACCUCCCUUCCCGCCCGUCCCCCCCAACUCAUCCACGACCUCGCUUCCCCCGUCCCCUCCUGGAAACUCCACCGCAUCCUCACUGGCUUCGUCCCCCCUUCCUGGCUCCCCCCGACCCACUCCGACACCCCCAUCCCGACGGACCCCACCCCGCUCCCCCUUCCCCCUGCCCAUCACCUCGUCUACUUCAACCCCACCAUCCCCGAAAACAGCCUCCUUCCCGACGGCACCGACCCCUCGCAAUCCCCCGGCGGCCCGUUCGUCCGCCGCAUGUGGGCUGGCGGCGAUGUCACCUGGUUGAACCGCGGCGCGUUGGACCUAGCGGCAAACACCCCCGCCGUGUGCGUCGAGCGAAUCAAGGAUGUGGCAAUCAAGGGGAAGGAGGGCGAUGAGAAGGUGUUCGUGGGAAUCGAGCGGCGGAUGGGCCCCGUGGCGGGGUGGGAGGCGGAGCAGCGGGGGGAUGCAGUUGCGGGUGGGUGGGAGCAGUGCGUGGAGCGGCGGAAUAUCGUGUUUAUGCGGGAGCGGGCGACGGAGGAGAUUGAGAAGCUAAGGGCGGCGGUGCGGAAUGGGGAGGUGGUAAAGGGGAAGGUGGUGAAGGCGGCGCACGCGGCGACGAUCUCGCACGCGCUGACGCCGUCGCCGGCGUUGCUGUUUCGGUUCUCGGCGCUAACGUUCAAUGCGCAUGCGAUCCAUUUGGAUCCAGGGUAUUGUCGGGAGGUGGAGGGACAUCGGGGGCUGUUGGUGCAUGGGCCAUUAGCGUUGACGUUGGUGGUGACGAUGAUAGAGGCGCGAAUGAGGGAGACGGGGGGGACGAUUAAGAGUAUUGAGUAUCGGAAUUUGGCGCCAUUGUAUGCUGGGGAGGAGAUGAGGGUGUGUGGGAGGGAUGCGGGGAAUGGGAGGUGGGAUGUGUGGGUGGAGGGACCGGAAGGGGGGAUGAGUUUGAAAGGGACGGUUAUGACGGAGUAG
Eremomyces bilateralis CBS 781.70 is the source of this 1231-nucleotide messenger RNA. RefSeq lists its product as uncharacterized. Bases 164 to 1231 code for a protein of 355 amino acids. Lineage: Eukaryota; Fungi; Ascomycota; Dothideomycetes; Eremomycetales; Eremomycetaceae. The transcript has a single exon. The record is from RefSeq and is a predicted model, not a curated record. Gene Ontology annotation, molecular function: (3R)-hydroxyacyl-[acyl-carrier-protein] dehydratase activity. Gene Ontology annotation, cellular component: mitochondrion.